Molecule: messenger RNA, 1677 nt
Organism: Fraxinus pennsylvanica
Lineage: Eukaryota; Viridiplantae; Streptophyta; Magnoliopsida; Lamiales; Oleaceae
Source: the annotation of a GenBank genome assembly
AUGGGGAAUCAGAUCACUGUUUCUUUUUUUACCAUUUCCAAUCCUUUCAAGAAGAAAAACAAGCCUCUUCCUGUUGAAACCGUGUUCAAGCUUCCUUCUCCACUUCCCUCCUGGCCUAAAGGUGAAGGUUUCGCAAGUGAAAUCAUUGAUCUAGGAGGAUUACAAGUGUGUCAAGUAUCCACAUUUUCUGAGGUGUGGGCUACAAAAGAAGGCGGACCGGAUAAUCUUGGCGCAACAUUUUAUGAACCGUCUUCUAUACCAGAUGGAUUCUUUUUGCUAGGAUUCUAUAGCCAACCCAACAACAAGCCUCUAUCUGGAUGGGUUCUUGCAGGGAAAGAUGCAAAAAAUGAAAGUGCCUUGAAGGAACCAAUUGCCUAUACUCUUGUUUGGAGUAGUGAGUCUUUGAAAAUUAAGCAAGAUGGUGUUGGCUAUAUCUGGCUGCCAACACCCCCUGAUGGCUAUAAAGCCGUUGGACAAGUUGUCACGAGCUCACCUGAGAAGCCAUCCCUCGACAAAAUCCGGUGUGUGCGCUCGGAUUUUACGGAUUCCUAUGAAAACGAUGAUUGGAUUUGGGGGCCAGGGAAGGAUAUUAUUGCAAAUAAUGUGAAUGUGUAUAGCACAAGACCAUUAGUUAGAGGAAUUCAAGCCAUGGGGAUUCCUGCAGGAACAUUUAUAGCCCAAACCAAUGGGGCUGCUGGAUCAACUCUUGCCUGUUUGAAGAAUGCAAAAGCCAACAAAAAUGCCAUGCCUAAUUCAAAUCAGCUCAAGGCACUGAUUCAAGCUUACUCUCCUCAUAUCUAUUUUCAUCCUGACGAGAACUACUUUCCUUCCUCCGUGACAUGGUUUUUUGAAAACGGGGCACUACUAUAUACCAAAGGCCAAGAAUCGAAUCCAAUCGCCAUCAAGAGCACAGGCUCCAAUCUUCCUCAGGGGGGUGGAAAUGAUGGUGCCUAUUGGAUAGACCUUCCUACUAAUGAUGCAGAAAAGGAGAGAGUCAAGAAAGGAGAUUUACAAAAUGCAUACGCUUAUUUACAUGUUAAGCCCAUGUUUGGUGCAACAUUUACAGACAUAGCAAUAUGGAUAUUUUACCCUUUCAAUGGACCUGCAAAGGCGAAAGUCGAAUUCUUCAAUGUUCCCUUCGGGAAAAUUGGAGAACAUGUUGGGGAUUGGGAACAUGUGACCUUAAGAAUCAGCAAUUUCAAUGGGGAGCUUAAAGCUGUCUAUUUUUCUCAACAUAGUAAAGGAGUAUGGGUGGAUGCUUCCGAAUUGGAGUUUGAAAAUGGUAACAAACCUGUGGCCUAUUCAUCAUUACAUGGCCAUGCCUCAUAUCCAAAACCCGGGCUAGUUCUGCAAGGAAAUGGGAAUAUUGGCAUAAGAAACGAUACUGCCAAGGGGAAAAUUUUCAUGGACACUGGAGAAAAAUUUUCAGUUGUUAAUGCAGAUUAUAUGGGGUCUGUUUAUGAAGAGCCACCAUGGCUGAAUUAUGAAAGAAAAUGGGGUCCAAAAAUAAGCUACAAUAUUGAGGAUGAAAUCAAGAAGGUGGAGAAAGUAUUGCCAGGGAAAUUGAAGUCUGCUUUUGACAAGUUUGUUAGGAGUCUUCCUAAGGAGGUAUUGGGGGAGGACGGGCCCACUGGACCCAAGGUUAAAGACAAUUGGCUUGGAGAUGAAACAGAUUGA